This is a messenger RNA of Hyaloperonospora brassicae, 861 nucleotides long. The record is from the annotation of a GenBank genome assembly. NCBI's taxonomy places the organism in Eukaryota, Oomycota, Peronosporomycetes, Peronosporales, Peronosporaceae.
AUGCUGACGAUGGCUGCGCUACAGACUGGACGCCUAUCGCUGCAACAAACGUCGCGUCUAGGCGCACUGACACUGCGCACGUUUGCGUCCUUGGCCGAUCCCCUCGUGCUGGUGGAGAAGAGGGACACGUACGCAGUGGUGCGCUUGAAUCGCCCUCCAGUGAACUCGCUCAAUACGGCGCUGAUUCAAGAGCUGGACACGACGAUUCAAGAGCUCGAGGCCGAUAAAAGCGUGCGCGGACUCAUCCUGGCGUCAUCAACUGCAAAGGUCUUUUCGGCGGGGCUGGACAUUAUGGAAAUGUAUCAACCACAUCCUAGCAAAGUCAGUACGUUCUGGACGUCGCUUCAAGAUCUGUACCUGCGUCUGUACACGACGCGUCUGGCUGCUGUUGCGGCGAUUGAAGGUCAUAGUCCUGCAGGAGGCUGUUUGCUCGCCAUGUGCUGUGACUACCGCAUCAUGACGAGCGGCAAGCCCAUGAUUGGUCUCAACGAGACGCAGCUGGGGAUUGUGGCCCCCUCGUGGUUUCGCGAUACAUUUGUCAACACUAUCGGACAUCGAGAGGCUGAGAAGAUGUUGGGGCUAGGAUUGCAAGUGGAUGCCACAAAAGCACAGUCGAUUGGACUCGUGGAUGAAGCUGUUGCACUCGAGGAAGUGCUUCCGCGGGCUGAGGCCGCGAUGGCCAAGUGGCUGGCCAUCCCGGACAUGGCUCGUGUGAAGACCAAGCUGCUGAUGCGUCAGGAGACGGCGAAUCGACUGCUGGCGACCCGUGAAAAGGAUCUGGAAGCUUUUACGAACUUUGUGCAAACGGACAAUGUGCAGAAGUUCCUGGCAUCGUACCUCGCGUCUUUGAAGAAAAAGUAG